Mugil cephalus (flathead mullet) is the source of this 2646-nucleotide messenger RNA. It is a transcript of the gene sqor, whose product is annotated as sulfide quinone oxidoreductase. Bases 223 to 1539 code for a protein of 438 amino acids. The record is from RefSeq and is a predicted model, not a curated record. Lineage: Eukaryota; Metazoa; Chordata; Actinopteri; Mugiliformes; Mugilidae. Gene Ontology annotation, molecular function: FAD binding; sulfide:quinone oxidoreductase activity. Gene Ontology annotation, cellular component: mitochondrion. The transcript is spliced from 10 exons.
CAUGAGGUGUCGUUAACAAAGCUCGCUUCUGAUUGGUCCGCCGGCUGUGGAGGGCGGGGCCAGAGUGCCAGUCUCUCCGGUUCGAGUCGUUCCAAUUCGACACCAGCUCCGUCCGUUUUGGGGGGUUCACGUGAGGCAAAGGGGACGAAGUUGGGCGGUGUUUUCAUCGGUUCUUCACGGAUCCCAGUCUAAAUUGUCAGUGGUCUCCGGUCCAGACACAGAAUGGCUGCACUGCGUCGUCUCAGGCAGUGCCACUCUGCAGGCAUGGCCAUCUCCCAAAUUCACACGAGCAGCCGUGCCCCUGCCACACAGCAUUACAAAAUGCUCGUGCUCGGAGGAGGAAGUGGGGGCAUUACGAUGAGUGCACGGAUGAAGAGGCUGGUUGGAGCUGAAAAUGUGGCCGUUGUGGAGCCCAGUGAGAUGCACUACUAUCAGCCAAUAUGGACGCUGGUCGGUGCUGGUGCAAAAACUGUAGCUUCGUCAGGCCGUUCCACCGCGAGCGUUAUGCCGUCUGGAGUGAAGUGGGUGAAAUCAAAGGUUCAGGAAAUCAAUCCAGACUCGAAUACUGUCCGCACGGACGAUGGGACUGAGAUCACCUAUGAGUAUUUGAUUGUGGCCCUUGGUUUAGAACUCCACUAUGAGAAGAUCAAAGGGCUGCCCGAGGGGUUUGAGCAUCCGAAGAUUGGUUCAAACUACUCGGUGAAAACUGUGGAGAAAACUUGGAAAGCACUGCAGGACUUCAAAGAAGGCAACGCUGUGUUCACGUUUCCGAACACCCCUGUGAAAUGUGCUGGGGCUCCACAGAAGAUCAUGUACCUGUCUGAUUGCUAUCUGAGAAAGACAGGAAAAAGGGCAAAGGCCAAUAUAAUAUACAACACAUCGCUACCCGUGCUCUUUGGGAUCAAGAAAUACGCUGAGUCACUGUGGGACAUUGUGAAGCGUCGGGACCUUCAAGUGAACCUUAGGCAUAAUCUGAUUGAAGUGCGCGCAGACAAACAAGAAGCUGUGUUUGAAAACCUUGACAAGCCAGGGGAAACCAAAGUGUUUGAGUAUGAAAUGCUUCAUGUCACACCACCAAUGGGCCCCAGCUCGGUGGUUAAAAACAGUCCAUUGGCCGAUGAGGCCGGCUGGUUGGACGUCAACAAAGACAACCUCCAGCACAACAAAUAUCCAAAUGUGUUUGGCAUUGGAGACUGUACCAGCCUGCCCACGGCCAAAACGGGCGCUGCUGUCGCUGCCCAGUCUGCUGUCUUGCAUAGUACUAUCAGCAAAAUACUGAGAAAUCAGAAACCAGAGAAGAAGUAUGACGGGUACACCUCAUGUCCAUUGGUCACAAGCUACAACACAGUGAUUCUGGCAGAGUUUGACUACAACGGACAACCUCUGGAAACAUUCCCCAUCAACCAAGCCAAAGAACGAAGAUUAAUGUACCACAUGAAAGCUGAUGUGAUGCCUCACCUCUACUGGCACGGGCUUCUUAAAGGCCUGUGGGGUGGACCGGGACCGUACAGGAAACUCUUUCAUCUGGGAAUGAAAUGAAACUAUUAUCAUCAGUGUGUUUGCCUAAAUAUUUAGGGUGAAAAAUAACACACAACAUCAAGUCCUUAUAGAAAGGUGGACAUACAUGUGGCUUUAACUGUAGUAUUCACAUCUUGAAUGUUAUGACCAAUCAAAGCACUUGGAUCAGCUUAUAUUUAACUUAUAGGCAAUUUUAAAUAGCAAGGUUUAUUUCAACCUGCAUAUAAGAGGUAUUUUUGCUAUUAUUACUAAUCUGUUUAGUAAUAAUCAUUUUAUUUCAUAAUUCAGUAAUUGAUCUUUAAAAGAUUCUCAAGAAUCUUUUAGUUCUUGUGGCGACGCAUUGAAUGAAAACUCUAGUUGCUUUGAUCAACCGCACCAUCAAAUCAGCGAUGAGAUUGUUUGUAGGAGCUGAGAACAAAGCUUUAGAGAUUAUUAUUAUUAUGUGUUGAUUUGUGCAACUCUGUGCUCCAGAGACAAAUUGAAGUCAGGCUUUGGCCUUUACUCAGUUUCUCUCUGGCCUGAAUUCCCCCAAUAAACAGACCUUAAAAUUCCCCUCAUUAAAUGAAUAACUGCCACGCAUAUUAUCUGCAUAGUUCAGUGUAACUGAUAGACGCAGAAUUAGUUGAUUGUUUUGUUUGUAGAAUAUUAGAGGACUCCCUGACUACAGCUUUAACCGCUGUCUGCCGUUCAUUAAGAGUCUUGUGUAAAUAUUAAGCACAGUAUACAAAUAUACUCUAUUUUCCAGAUUGCUACGUUUAAAAUUGUGUAUGUUUGUCUGUGGAAGUCAUUUAUCAAGUUUCAGAAGUUUCGUAACAUUAGGAUCUCAGUGGUCUGCUCUGACUUAACUGUGUGUAAAAUCACCUUGUUCACGGCACAGUCAUCCAUAAAGAGAUGUCUGUGAGGAUGCUUCGCUGUUAACAUGCAAACUACUACAGGUGAUUUUUCUCAUGUCUAAACAUUAAUGUCAGACGUAUUGUUUUGUACCUAGUGAUUAUUUUUUUACCAGUCCACCUGACUUUUAUACAUCUUCGUGGCUUCACAGUCGGCAGUGUCUUCAUUGUAUGUUAAAAAAAAAGAAAAAUACAUCCAUUGCCUUUGAACUAUUAAAACGACUGAAAGCUUCCGAAA